CCAUGUUGCGGCCCUCGGUGGCCGGUGCGGGGUGAGGCCUGCGCGGGGCCCCGGCGGCGGGGCCUCGGAGGAGCCGCCUGCGUGGGUGGCACUUUGGAACCUCCCUCUCUAACGGCAUGGUGGGCGCUGCUGUGGAAGCUGCAGAGGAGCUGCUGCCCAUCUCCCAAAGCCCCCAGGAGUAGCAGUGCUGCUGACAGCUUUCACCAUGGGGGACAUGAAGACUCCAGACUUCGAUGACCUCCUGGCUGCUUUCGACAUCCCCGACCCGACCAGCCUGGACGCCAAGGAGACAAUCCCUGCGUCUGGGGAGGAGAGUGAGAGCCAGCUGAAGGGCUCGGGGCUGUGCGCGGAGGAGGGUGCGGCCCUGGCGCAGCCACUGCCGCCCGACGCGCCGGUGGUCAGUGUCAUCGUCAAGAACACUCUGCGCCAGGAGGCCUUCGAGCCUGACAAGGAGGGCAGCCACCUGGGGCCUGCUCUGCUGCACAAUGGCUUCCGCGGCCCUGAUCUGCCGCCAGAGGCUCAGGCUCUGGUGCACACCUAUGGCAAGUUUGAGUCAGCCUUCAUCAAUGGCGACAGCUCCAGGUGCUACUCGGAGAAACCAGAGCAGGCCAAAGCAGAGCCUUUGCCCACAUUCAGUCAGUUCAGCCCCAUCUCCAGCCCUGAGCCCGAGGACGCCUUCAAAGAGAACAGCAUUGCUGGCAAACCAAAGCAUGCUCAGGCUCCUUACUUCCCACCGCCUUCCAUGUACAUAGCCACAGGCGCUUCGGUGCUCGACCAGCUGAGGAAGGGCCCAGAGCCUGAGCUGAGCAUGUUUGACCACUACUGCAAGAAGGAGCAGAAGGUGGAGCUCCACCAUCAGCCCGAGGGCAGGCUGGAAACCUGCUGGGGAGGGCAAGACCGAGCGGUGGAGAGGUUUGUAGAGUCGGGCAAGGACUUGGUAGACAGCAGUGGCUUUCUUGGAGAAGGUCUGGUGUUUGGGGACCGCCACCACAGCACUGCAGGGGACAGCAAGAGCUCCACGCCUGAGCUCAGCCUGUCCCUGUCGGUGCUGCCACGCCAGCGCCUGAAGCCAACUCACUCCAAGCUGUCCUCCUGUGUGGCAGCCUUGGUGGCUCUUCAGGCCAAGAAGGCGGCCUCUGCUCCAAAAGGCGACCAGUCCAGCCCUGCCAAGGACCCCGGGCCUUUCAGAGAUGGGGCAAAGGAAAGCCCAAAAAUGCCCAAGUCACCAAAGAGCCCUAGGAGUCCCUUAGAGGUGAUGAGGAAGGGCAGCAAGCAGCCCGAGAGCCCUCGGAGCAUCUGCAGCGACAGCAGCGGGAAGGGCUCUCCCUCCAUGGCAGCUGGCUCACCACCAGCCAUUCCCAAAGUCAGGAUAAAGACCAUCAAGACAUCGUCUGGGGAAAUCAAAAGGACGGUGACCAGAAUUUUGCCAGAAAAUGAUGAGUUGGGCAAAUCAUCUGAAGAGUCCCCUGCAGAGACUUCAUCCACUGAGGAGUUCAGCAAGUCCUUCCCGUCCCCUGACACCAGCGUGGCGAUGGACAGUGAGGCUGGCAGGAGCUCAGCCAAGAGUGGGGCUGCCAUGCCCAUCCAGCUGCCCAGCGUGGUGAGCCCCUGCCCAGAUGGGCUCAGAGCAGACCUGGCUAUCAGCAGCACCUGCACCGUGGCCCUGUCCCCCCUGCCCAGCUGUGGCAGCGGCACCAUCAGAGUAGGAGUCAAGAGGCAGCAGCAGCAGGGUGCCACAUUGCAGCCCUCCAGUGCCAGCAGCUCCAACCUCCUGCCCAAAGCUGUGCACUUGGCCAACCUCAACCUGGUCCCCCACAGCGUUGCUGCUUCCGUCACAGCCAAGUCAGGGGCACCGAGGCGCGGGCAGCCCCAGGUGCCGCAGAUGUCGGUGCCACUGGUGCACCAGGUGAAGAAAGCUGCUCCCGUGGUGGUGGAAGCCUUCAACAGAGUCCUGCAUGGUGCCAGCCCAGUACCAGUCUACACCCCGAACCUCAGCCCGCCACCUGACAGCAGCAUUAGCCUGCCUGCCUCGGGGUACUGCUGCCUGGAGUGCGGGGACUCGUUUGCCUUGGAGCAGAGCCUGGCACAGCACUAUGGCCGGCGCAGCGUCCACAUCGAGGUGCUCUGCACACAGUGCUCCUCUACUCUGCUCUUCUUCAACAAGUGCAGCCUGCUGAAGCACGCUAGGGACCACAAGAGCAAAGGCCUCAUCAUGCAGUGCUCCCAGCUGCUGCUCAAACCCAUCUCCUUAGACCAAAUGUUCUCCCCUGCCCCCACCAGCUCCUCGGCCCCCCUGGCUCCUCAGACUCUGCCCUUGGCCUCUCCUCCGUGCAGGGUGGGCACUGGGGUGGGAGCUGCUGGCACUGCCCAGACGGCCCUGCCCCUGUACCCUGACCCACUGCGGCUGGUCCGCCAUGGGCUGAAGUGCUUGGAGUGUAACAAGCAGGCCCAGGAUUCUGUGGCUCUGGCAGCUCACUACCAGAGGAGCUCAGAAGACAGCGAGAGGCUGACGUGCCCCGUGUGCCAGAUGGUGCUGCCCAACCCCUGCAGUUUCUGUGCCCACCAGCGGAUCCAUGCUCACAAGUCUCCGUUCUGCUGCCCCGAGUGCGGUGCCAUCUGCCGCUCUGCCUACCUGCAGCGCCACGUCCGCCACAACUGCCUGCACUACGCGCGGCAGCCUGCGCUCAGGUGCAUCCAUUGUGGGGUUGUCUUCAUGACCCUGGCCAUGCUGAAGGUGCACAUCCAGGAGAAGCACUGUGAGGUCUUCCACAAGUGUUCUUUCUGCCCCAUGGCAUUCAAGGCAGCCGACAGCACAGUGGCACACAUGGCCAGCCAGCACCCCGCCGAGCCGCACAGGAGUACUCAGGUGAUCUACAAGUGCUCAUGUGAGACAGUCUUCAACAAGAAGAAGCUCCUCCAAGAGCACUUCCAGCAGAACACCAACAAGCUGCUGGUGGGGGUGUUCAAGUGCCCUCAGUGCCAGCUGGUCUACAUGCAGAAACAGCAGCUGAUGCAGCACAUUAAGGCUGUUCAUGGAGUCCCCCAGAACCCUGAGGAGCUCUCCAGCUUCCGACAGAGGGCUGAGAAGGCUUCAAGGAACCAUACCCCACCAAAGGAGCUGUCGGCAGCCAGCAGGAGUUCUCACUCCCCCCUGCUGAGGAAGGACUUGAGGGUGGAAGGACACAAUUCUGACCCCAAAUCCAGGCUAAGAAGAGCUGGUUGGACUUGCAAGGAGUGCUCCCAGUGGAUCCCUGAUCGGGAGACCUACGUGUCCCACAUGAAGAGAAAUCAUGGAAGGCCCAUGAAGAGGUUCCCGUGCCGGCAGUGUGAGCGCUCCUUCAACGCCUCCAACAGCCUGCGCCGACACAUCCGCAACAACCACGACACAGCCCGGAAGGUCUACACCUGCUGGUACUGCACAGAUGAAGCCCAGACAUUUCCUCAGCCCUUCAUGCUGGAGAAUCACAUCAGCCUCAUGCACGGCAUCAAGAACCCAGACCUGUCCCAGAUGGCCAAAGCAAAAGCUGCAGAGAGAGACCCAGCAGAAGCAAAAUCUCCAAAGAGGAUGGCGAGGGCCGAGCCGGGAGAGGCAGAGAGCGGCGCCGGCCUGGAGGCGCCGGCGGCCAAGAGACUGAAGGGAUGCUGGAGGUGUGCCAAGUGUGGCUUCGCCACGGCGCUGGGCGCAGAGUUCCGCCAGCACAUCCCCCAGCACCGCACCGACAGCAGCAGCGCCCAGUGCCCGCUCUGCGGCCUCUGCUACACCUCCCACAGCUCCCUCAGCAGACACCUCUUCAUCGUGCACAAAGUCAAAGAGGACGAGGAGGAAGAGGAGGAGGAGGAAGUGGGGCUGAAGUUGCAGGGGGAGAAGAGCACGAACGGACACGAUGAGCACAACGGCGAGGUGACCGCUGUGGCAGAGGGCAAGCCACAGUGCCAGGAGAGCAGGAGGGACUCAGCACUUUGCGGGCACACACAGACGUUUGGCGCAGAGGAGCCCCACAGCACCUCGCAGAACAAUCACUCAAAGGUUCUGCAGACUUAAAGCCCCUUUGGCUGGCCAGGGCCUCUUGGGGUUUUUUUGUCUUUGGGAGGUUUUUACUCAAAAUGCAGGUGGGGCUGGGGCUGAUCUUCGAAGUACUCUGGAGGUCCCUCAGGCUGGAUGUGGCUUUCCACUAUGCUCUCUUUGUAAGGGAAACUUACCCAGAACCACCAACCCAACCCUGCCAUUGCAUCUCAAGCACUAACCCUCUGCCAUAGCAGCAAGGGGGAAAGGGAAGGCAGGGCAAGGAUCCUUGCCGGAGCAUGGCCCACUCCUGAGGAUCAAGGAAUCAAGGAGCACUUUCUGCAGCUGCAGUUCCCUUACCAUGAGCUCUCUCCCUUCUCGUGUGUGCUGCCUCAGUCCCAGCCUCACCUUCCCCAUUGCCUUCUUUCUCCUAUUUAUGGCUUCUCUCUUCCUUCCCCCUGCCCUGCCUUUGUUUUACUCAUUUUAACUCCUGAUGCUCAGCAAAGCCCCCGGCAGGACAGUGCUGCCCAUGGCUGCAGGAUGGGCACAAGCUGUGAGCUGUCUCUGCAGUGGAGAAGACUGGACCUGAGCUGUGCCACCAGAACCUUUUGUAGCCCCUGUCCUGUUGGGUGAGCGCAGCUCAAAGCCAAGGUCAGGAGGGCCUGGUGCCCCUCGGAGACUCGCUGGCCAUGUGGUCGUAGAAUGGUGCAGCUGGGCCCGGUGCCCAGCAGCUCAUCGCAGCGCGGGGCUCGGGCAGAGGCGGGUGGCAGGCUGGCACCAUCCCCGUCUGUGGUGUGAGCUGGAGUGAAACAGCCAUGGUGCUCCUGCUGGCACUGCCGUGGGGCCAGGGCUAUGGGAGCAAGGAGCACAGCCCGCAGAGGCCGCGGCAGGGCGCACGGCGGUGCUGCGAACUGGCUCUGCGCGGCCGUGCCCCGCGGGGCGCAGCGCUGCCCCCGGAGCUGCCAGCCGGCUCCCCAGCGCUGCCCCCGGAGCUGCCAGCCGGCUCCCCAGCGCUGCCCCCGGAGCUGCCAGCUGGCUCCCCAGCGCCGCCCCCGGAGCUGCCAGCCGGCUCCCCAGCGCCGCCCCCGGAGCUGCCAGCUGGCUCCCCAGCGCUGCCCCCGGAGCUGCGCCCGUCGCGCUUGCCCCUCGCCGUGGAUCUUCUCUGUGCCCCUCGUUUUCUGCUGGUUCUUCGCCGUGCCGAGCCGGACCCCGCUCCUUCUCCUUCCCUGUGAGGGUUGUUUAAGAUAAUUUAAGCAGUAUUUAUCGGGGUGCGUUUGGGCCGCGCCGCUGCUGCGUCCCGGUGCGUGCGGGCAGCGCCGGCCUGGCCUCGGGCUCGGCUCUGCCUUAGGUGUAGCCCCCGUAGAGUGCCGGCGGCAGGGGCGCCCCCGGGCCCCCUCCCCCGCGGCCACCCCGCAGCGGCGUCCGUGCCUUGCUAUGAUGUUUACUUCCAAGUAUUGCCAAUAAAAGCAUCCAAGGGG
Pogoniulus pusillus (Red-fronted tinkerbird) is the source of this 5481-nucleotide messenger RNA. RefSeq names its product zinc finger protein 592 (gene ZNF592). Lineage: Eukaryota; Metazoa; Chordata; Aves; Piciformes; Lybiidae. Bases 206 to 4042 code for a protein of 1278 amino acids. The record is from RefSeq and is a predicted model, not a curated record. The transcript is spliced from 10 exons.